AUGUUCAACCCUUAUCAGGCCCAGGGGCAUGGUUUUAACCAGCAACCCCUAGGUAAUUACCCAGGGAAUAAUCAACCGCCAACGCAGCUUACUCAACGUCCCACGAGUGAGUUUGGCAAUUAUCAGCAAAACGUCCCGAGCUCUUUUGGCCUUCAGCAACAGCCAUCGCAGCAGCAGCAGCAGCAGCAACACCAGCACCAGCACCAAAUGACGGGGUUUGUAAGUAAUGGGUCUUCCUUCGGAGGUCCCAAUGCGUUUGGUGGUGCUCAGGGUGGAUUUCAAGGUGGGCAACAAACAGAAGCUUUUAGCGGCUCCACUGCAAUUCAGCCCCAACAAACGAACUUUUACUCCCAGCAGAACACUUUGCAGCCCCAACUAACUGGCGCUUAUGGGCAGCAAGUUCCUCCGACUUCGUUCUUUGGGCAACAAGUGCAGCCACAGAGCUCCAAUCAACAACAACAACAACCCACUGGAACCUAUCAGCAACCCAUGGCGGUACAGCAGUCAAAUUUGCAACCAUUUCAACAGACAAAUUACUCGAGCCAGCCUCCUCAGACUACGGGAUACAUGGCCCAGCAACAACUCCAGGGCACUGAUUACAAUCAACCACGUCCCACGUCUAACUCACAAGCAAAUCAGCCAUCGCAGACUGGUGCAUUACCGCAAACUUCACAGCCACUCCAGCCCCAGCAGACUGGCUACUACUCUCAACCCUCUCAACAGCCUCUCCAGCCCCAGCAGACUGGCUUUUAUUCUCAAAACGCGCAGCCUCCUAUGCAACCUCUAAAGCCUUCUGCGACUGGAUUUGUGAACUCUUUUGCGAAUAAUGGGGUUAAUGACGAUAUGAAAAUCCCUGCUAUGAGACUGUCAUUUAUGACAGCUAAUGAUCAGGCGAAGUUUGAAACUUUGUUCAGAUCUUCUGUUCCAAGAGGCUCCAACACAAUUUCAGGAAAUUCCUGUAGAAGUAUCCUCAUGAAAUCUGGAGUUUCUCCAACCCUGUUGGCUAGAAUCUGGACAUUGUGCGACACGAGUAGAGCGGGUGAGUUGUUGUUCCCCGAAUUUGCCUUAGCAAUGCAUCUUGUGAAUGACGUUAUUCAAGGUGACAGCGUACCUUUCGAGCUUAGUACAAAAAUGAAAAACGAGGUAGCGAGCUUCGUGGACGCCAUAAACUUCAGUAUUGCGAGUGGCGAUGAGUCCUCCGCUCCACCCCAACCGAAGACUCCUUUUGAUGAUCUUACCUCCGGAUUCCAGAAUUUGCAACCGCAGCCUACAGGUAUGAUGCCCAACACAAGCUUUGGCAUGCCAUUGCAGUCGCAAACCACUCAAGGGCAAUUGAAUCCACAGUUGACGGGUUUCAUUCCUCAAACGUCAUUUAAUCAAGCAUUGACAGCUCAAGCUACUGGUGGACUGCUACAAUCCCAGCCAACUGGCGGAUACUCUCAACAACAACAACAACAACAACAACAACCCACGGCCAGCUUCCCUCAGCAACAGACAGGGAACAUCCUUCAGAGUCAGUCUACGGGUGGCUUCCUACAGCCCCAAUCCACCGGCUUUAUGCCACAGACAUCUUUCAAUCAGCCUCUCCAAAGUCAGUUUACCGGUAUAAACAAUUUUCAGCCUCAGACCACCGGUCUUCCAAACUCGUUAACAUCAGUUUUAACUGGUCAACCCACUGGUCAAUUCCCUGGUCAAUUCCCUGAGACAUCUUUCAAUGGCUCUGCUACACUGCAGCCACAGCCAACUGGAUAUUUGCCUCCUUCCAAUUUUAAUCCGACUGCACCCCUAACAGCUCAAAAGACCGGUUUUGGUAACAAUGAAAUUUACAGUCAAGCUAAUUUUGCCAAGAAGUUUAUGGUUGAUGAUUCCGAUGUGAUCAGCAGUGAUGAAAAGGCGCUGUUCUAUAAAAUAUUCGAUACAUACGAUUCCCAGGGACACGGAUUAAUGGGAUCUGCAACCGCCGUCGAAGUUUUCAGGAAGUCUGGCUUGAAUAGGAAUGACUUGGAACAAAUUUGGAAUCUUUGCGAUAUCAACAAUAGUGGGCAGCUGAAUAGACAAGAAUUCGCACUAGGAAUGCACCUAGUGUAUAGAAGGCUCAAAGGUCACGAACUGCCAAAUCGUCUUCCCCCCAGUUUGAUUCCAUCGAGCAAUCAAAUUUUGAAUUCUGUCAAAGACCAACUUAAAAAUAGUUCUGGCUCUGAAAGAAAAGAGCCAACCAAAGUUGAUGGCAUUUCAUUUAAGCACAACGAUGACGAACUUUUGCCCAGUUCCAGGAAUCGUAGAAAAACUUAUCAGAGCCCCUCAGCCACGGGCAGUGAAUUAACGAGUGCUUCGAUUGAGCCCAGCAAUACAAGAGCUUCGCAGACACCAAAAGAGCCUGCUUCCGUGAACACUAUGAGGCCACGAGUUAGUGACGAGAGAGCAAUUGAAGACUGGAAGAGGAAGAUUUUGGCGCUACCACAACCUUCAUCAGUCAUUAAGCAAGAUGCAGGAGGGGCCCCCGCCGAAUUGGAAGAAAAGUUCGCAGCUCUUACCAGUCGGGUUCCACAGCUAUUGGCCGAAAUAAGCAACGUGAACAAUCAAAUUACCAUGGCAAAAAUUGAACUGUACAGACAGAGAAACCCCUCCUCGAUGGUUGGUACCGGGAAAAAUGGGGAAGUUACAGAGGAGGAUCGUAGGAAAGCCAAAAGUAAGGCUUUGCUAGCCUCCAGGAUGGCUACCUUAAUGGGAAAGCAACCUGCAAGCGCUAAUGUUGAACAACAGGAACAGGUGUUCAACGAGGAGGUGGCUAAAUUUAGAAGUGAAAAUAGUGCCAAUCAAUCAAUCAUUGAGGAUAUUCAAACAUCCAUUUUUGAAAUAGCUGCCUCUGUGAAGUCUGCUUUGGGCGGUAAGAAAAAUAUCAGUGGGCGUCAAUAUGAAAUGUGGGAACUAGGGAUCGGUGUCGAUUCUCAUGUCAGCGCUUUCAUUUCCAAGUUGCAUCCCAGCCCAUCUGUGAAAAAGAAUUCUGAGGUCAAGCAUAUUUACAGAGCGACGGCACCUUCGUCUUCUAGCUCUUCGAAUUUCCAGCAACGCACUUCUUCUUCACUUGAUAGAUCAACUUUUUUGAAGGAGCAAGCACAAAGAAAAAUGAAGGAACGGCUAGCCAGCUUAAGUUUGGGAGAAGACAUUCGCGAAAAGAAUUCGCACGCUUUUCAUGCAGAAGAACUGGAUAUCAAUGAAGAAGACGAGGAGGUGAGAAAGCUCACCGAACAGCUAGCGGCCCUGAAGGCUAAGAAGAAAGACCAGAGUGGAGCAGCGGAAACUAGGCAAAUCUAUGAACCUAAAGCUGAAAGUAGAGAUCAAUCUCCACAUAAAGAGGUUUCAGCUAGUGAACAAAUAAACACGACUCAGGGGCCCAUUCAUGAUACGAAGCAUCAAACAGCUGCUGCUCCAGCUUUGAAAAUAGUACAGCAAACCGACGAGCUUCCUCAAUUAGAUAGCGCCAGUCCCAUAUCACGGUCAGCGAGCAACCACCACAAGGGUAAUCCUUUCGGAAUGCCACAGAGGCAGAGUUCCUCCUCGGUACGACCAUUAUCCUCCACUUCGACGGGUACUGGCGAAAGAAACCCUUUUUUCAAGCCAACGCAAUCUGGCUCCCCAUCGUUUGAUGCUAAAGCUGCUGAAGCCCAAAGAAGGAUACAGAGAGGUUUAGAUGACGACGAUGACUGGUCGGAUGCUGAGGACUCGUCCAAAACAACCAUCAAUGCUCCUGCCCCAGUUGCUCCUGCCCCAGUUGCUCCUGCCCCAGCUGCUCCUGCUCCAGUUGCUCCUGCUCCAGUUGCUCCUGCCCCAGUUGCUCCUGCCCCAGCUGCUCCUGCUCCAGUUGCUCCUGCUCCAAUUGCUUCUGCUCCAAUUGCUCCUGCUCCAGUUGCUCCUGCUCCAGUUGCUCCUGCUCCAGUUGCUCCUGCUCCAGUUGCUCCUGCUCCAGUUGCUCCUGCUCCAGUUGCUCCUGCUCCAGUUGCUCCUGCUCCAGUUGCUCCUGCUGAGGGAAGUCAGCUCUCUGAGUCUGCAAGAAUGCCGCCCGUUCCCACAGCUCCCCCUCUUCCUCAACUUGUGAACAAUUCGGGGCCUACCGUCAACUCCGCGCCAAGCAAAGAGGACGAAAGUGAUGAGAAUUUUGAUGACAAUCUUUCAAUUCCCGAAUCGGUGGACUCCUUCAACGACGCUCAUUCGCUGCCGGACGCUCCUCUUCCUCCUUCCGGUAUUCCUCCUCCACCACCACUGCCUUAA
This is a messenger RNA of Lachancea dasiensis, 4269 nucleotides long. Lineage: Eukaryota; Fungi; Ascomycota; Saccharomycetes; Saccharomycetales; Saccharomycetaceae. The record is from the annotation of a GenBank genome assembly.